This is a messenger RNA of Cryptosporidium muris RN66, 1584 nucleotides long. Its product is annotated as RNA pseudouridylate synthase family protein. Gene Ontology annotation, molecular function: RNA binding; pseudouridine synthase activity. The record is from RefSeq and is a predicted model, not a curated record. The transcript has a single exon. Lineage: Eukaryota; Apicomplexa; Conoidasida; Eucoccidiorida; Cryptosporidiidae. Gene Ontology annotation, biological process: pseudouridine synthesis. Bases 1 to 1584 code for a protein of 527 amino acids.
AUGGCUAUAGCUAAUAAUCAUAUAAAUUAUAUGGAAUCUAAUGGAAAACUAAAACCAGUAAUAAUUUUGGAAACACACGAAUUUCCUACAGCUAAGGUAACUUUACGUGAUAAUGACAAAUUGCUUGAGAAAAGUAACAUUUUUCAACUGGACUCAGAAGUUAAAAUCGUUCCUCCAUAUAUAAUAGAUUACAGCGUGUCAUGUAAAAUGAGAUGGCGUGGAAAGACAUUAUAUGACAUUUUUAGCAAAGAAUUUAGGACUAGACCAAUUAACGAAUAUCAAAAAGCUGUUAAUUGUGGUAAGAUAUCUGUUAAUGGAAAACCUAUAAACUCUCUAGAUCAUCAUAUUUUCAAUGGAGAUAUAAUAAGGCACGAAUCUUUGAUGAUUGAAUUACCUGCACCUCUUGAUAAUGUUGUUAUACUUUAUAAUAAUAAACACUUCUUAGCUGUGUACAAACCUUAUGGUAUUCCUUGUCAUCCUCAAGGAAGAUUCCACAAGCUAUCACUGACAAAUAUAGUAAUGAGUAAAUAUUUUAGAAGUGAAACCGAAGUAAUUAUUGAUAACAAGGCAGCAUCAAGAAUAAUUAAUGAUGAUAAAUUAUAUGCUCAUCCAAUAAAUAGACUAGAUCGUGUAACUUCAGGUCUUGUAAUUUUAUCAAAGAAUUGUGAUUCAACAAGACUUUUAUCUAAAGUUAUUAGUAAAUCUCAUAAAUACUAUUUAGCUCAUGUUGAGGGGGAUUUUAGCUCUUUAGAACAUGUAGAUAUAGGUAAGUUAUUUAAAAGUACACAACUAGUUAAAAUACAGAAUUUAGAGAUGGGAUUAAAUAUUAAUUUUGGAAUAAAAUGUGAAGCACCAUUAGAAAUAAUAAAAGAUAGAGUAGGUGAUAGUCUUAUGACUAAAGUAUCGUUUGAAAAUGGAAAAAGUGCCUUGACUUGGUUCUUUCCUUUAAAAAUUGAAUAUUUGUCACAAGAAGAUAGGAAAAAAAUAAAACUUGAUCAAGUGAAUUUUGAAAGUAUCAAUAUUUGUCAUAAGCCUAAUUCUUAUGUUCUUUGUAAACCUGUAACAGGGAGAACUCAUCAAAUACGUGCUCAUUUACAAUAUCUUGGAUUUCCAGUUACUUUGGAUCAUUUAUAUUCACUUAAUAGAAAAGAAUAUAAAUGUAGUGAUAUGAUUCAAUACCCUUAUUUUGGGAAUCCUUAUGUUGUGAAUUAUAGUUUUUCAUUACAAGAUAUUGACUUAAAUGAACAAUUUCUUAGGCCAAGCUAUUCUGUGUAUUCAGACAAUAAUUUCCCUUCAAAUAAUACAGGAAAUAAAGAUAUACAUUUUGGAGGAGGCGGAAUUAUGACAAUUGACAGUAAUAUGAACACAAUAGAUGUUCAAUACCAAUUGGAAUUACCAUUAGGGAUUUGUCUCCACUCUUUACUAUAUGCAAUACCAACUUUUGAAGAUUUUUCAAAAUACCAUAUAAUUAAAUGUGAAAUAUUUCCAAAAUGGGCUAAGUAUAUAUCAGAGAUGAUUAGAGAGUGGAUUCUCUGGAAGAUUGAUUCUCCAAUAGACUUACAGCAGCUCUCAUCUUUCCUCUAA